AUGUGGGGGAAGCUGGAGGAUGUUGAGAAGACGCUGCGGCAUAAUGUCAACCAGAGCGAAGGUAUGGCACGCUACGGCUGGACUGCGUACGAUACACGAGAGGGCGGCAGACAGAUCAUAGAAGAUGUGGGCAAUAAGAUCAAUCUGACCACUGAGUUCGUGAAAUAUUCCGAAGGCCAAAGCGCGGGCAAUUGGGGGUUGCGGAUUAGAGGUAUACCACGGUCUGGUGCGGGGCCUGAUCAGAAGACGACUGUCGUCUUCUAUGUUGGUAUGGAGGCCAUGGGGGCUUGCGCAACUUGCAAGCUCGAGGCGCAUCCGCGACUCGGAGACGGUGGCGAUACCGCUGUUCACGCUGUAGAUAUUGAGCUCGCACAUCCGGUGCUGGGUAGCGCUGGCAUACAUAUUGGCGUACCCCUCAACAACGAAGGAGCCCCUGAGGCGGCGUUUAUCAAGACCUUGAAUGUGACAGAGGAUAGACUAUGGCAGGCCAAAUCUACGUUUUUGGCUGCGCUGAAAGACCAGACCGAGCAACGCACCCAGUCAGGGCCAACCGAUCUCGUUCUGAACACCUUCCCAGGCACGGGUAAUAUACAACUUGUGCAGUUUGUGUGUCAUGGAGGAUUCGAGUUUGAUAUCUUGUACUCCAGCGGAACAGCUACACGAGCAAUGACCUGCGGGCUCGGGUACUUUUCCGGUACUACAAAGGUGGAUACAGCCAAGAAAGCCAUCUAUGCAGAGACCACUGGCAACUUCUGGCUUAAGACGGAAGACGCGAAGAAGCAUACAACACCAGAGACGAAGGGCCCAUACGAACUUCUUACACAUACACCAUCCCGUUCGAUGUUUCCGCGAGGCUUCCUAUGGGAUGAAGGAUUUCAUCUUCUUCCUAUUAUCGAAUGGGACGCCGAUCUUGCGCUGGAGGUCAUCCGUGACUGGCUCCUUUUGAUGGACAAUGAUGGAUGGAUCGCACGAGAGCAAAUCUUGGGAGCGGAAGCAGAACGUGCGACACCUGGACCGUCCGUCACACAAUUUCCGCAUAUUGCCAAUCCGCCUACCAUGUUUCUGGUCAUCUCGAAAUUCAUCGACAUGUUGAGGGGAACGACCAAGUACUACGGACGCGAAUCGGUGUAUCUCAGCCAAAGUGAGACUGGCAAGGUAUUCGUGGCCAAGCUGUACCCGCUACUCAAGAGACACUACGAGUGGUUCCGCAAGUCGCAGUCUGGGGACGUGGAAGCUCAUUCCAUUCCAACUGCCAAUCUGAACGAGGGCUACCGCUGGCGAGGCCGAACGCCGGGAAUGAACCUUGCCAGUGGUUUAGACGAUUACCCCCGAGCCGAGCCCCCUGACAUCACCGAGUUGCAUCUAGAUGCCUUGUGCUGGGUCGGAGUAAUGGCACGAACACUAGAACAAAUAGCCUUCUUUACAGAAAGCACCCACGAUGCAUUCACCUACCAGAACCACGUCCGCGGCAUCAGAAACAACCUCGAACUCAUCCACUGGGAGGAUGCCCAAAACGCCUAUUGCGACGCCGUCGUCCGCAAAACCGUCCACACACACGCCUGCCACAAAGGCUACGUCUCCCUCUUUCCACUACUGACCGGCUUCCUCGACGCCUCGCACCCACAUCUGCGAUUCGUCCUCGACCUCAUUCGCAACCCAAGCCACCUCUGGACCGACCACGGCGUGCGCAGCCUCAGUGAGGGAGACAAACACUACGGGGUAGGCGACAACUAUUGGCGAUCCCCUAUCUGGAUAAACUUCAACUACCUUAUCCUCGAGCGCCUGCUCUCCCUCGCCCAAACACCAGGACCAUUCCAACGGCGCUGUCAGGAAAUAUACAUCCAACUCCGCCGCAACAUUGUCGAGACGGUUUAUACGUCCUACCUUGACACGGGCUUUGUCUGGGAGCAGUAUGAUCCUGUUGGCGGCCACGGGCAACGCGGUCAGCAGUUUACAGGGUGGACGGCGCUGGUGGUGAAGAUCAUGAGUAUGCCGGAUUUGGAGGCUGAUGAGGGUGUUAGGGAGAUGGUGAAGGGGUAUUAUGAGGAGGCGAAGAAGAAGGCGGUGGGGAAUAAGGGGGUUGGGGCUGGUGCGGGGAGUUUGGUCGUGGUGGUGGGCAUCGUGGGGUUUGUCUGCAAGCUUGCAGCUGAAGAGAUGCAGUUUAUUGCCAUGAGGGUGAACACGAUUACCUUUGUCCCUGCGCGUUCCGAAGCAGAUGGUAUCAAGUAUAACGACCUUGACUCCAAAGCCGGCCGCUUCGAACGGCUCCUGCAGAGUGCGCGGCGCAUGAAAAUACAUAUUCUACAUCACGUCGCCAAAGGCGGAUGUGUUACACCUGCCAUGGUGGAUGAGGUAGCAGCAAAAUUCCCUGGUAUUGCCCGCUACUACCGUAAGCAUACGAUGCCGUCAAAGACGGAGAACAACUGA
Pyrenophora tritici-repentis Pt-1C-BFP is the source of this 2427-nucleotide messenger RNA. The record is from RefSeq and is a predicted model, not a curated record. NCBI's taxonomy places the organism in Eukaryota, Fungi, Ascomycota, Dothideomycetes, Pleosporales, Pleosporaceae.